AUGGGUGAUGAAGAGAGAAAACCAGUCCCUUUCAAGUCAGAGGCUUUCACGCCGAUGCAACAAAUCUUCAAUCGGCUGCGCGACUACUUUGCGACGGGACCGAGCGAAGUCUUCCAGCUUGAAUGGCCUGCCAGGGUGCUUGACAAGGGCACUUACGACUACAUCGGCAGCGAUGGGAUCGACGCCCAACAGGUCAAACCUCAGACGGUUGCCGACGCCGAGUUUCGUCUCUCGAACGAUCUGAUGACCUUGGGCAACAUCUCGGCCGGGCCGAACGGUUCCAAGCUCUCUCAAGUGUACGAACAGAUUCUCUUCAACCUGGUGCCAACAACCAGCGGUUCCAACCCAAAUUUGGAGAAGCUUCACAUUGAUCAAGACAAGAUCAACGACUGGCUCCUCGAGGAGGUGGCCGACUGGGAGCCGCCUCGUGAGGACCUUCUCGCCGAUAUCCCGUCGGAUUACGACGAGCACAAGCCGCCGCCACCAGCCGCCGCCAAGCCCAUCGAGGGGGGAAAGACAGAAAACACCAUCGACGAUGCGUUCGACUCGCCCUUGCGGACCAUCUCGCGCGUUGAUCUCUAUCAAAAGAUCCUCGACGUGUACGAGUCCCAGAGAUUCCGUUGGGCGACAUUCAAGGUGAAGGCGCGUCCCAAUGACAUGACCAAGGCCAUGCCAGCCGAGAUCGACAAUUACAACCGGCUGCUAUCGACCUAUGCUCCCAUUGUCGACGCCCGUCUCGAAGGGAUCUGGACUCUGCUGGUCGUCCGUGGCCAGUACCACCGCGUGAGGUACUUCUUGGGGUUGAUUGAUGUCGGCUCAGCCUCGGAGUCUCUUCUCAAGGCUAAGGAGAACCUGCGGGCGUCCGUUAUGCGGAGCAUUGAUGAUAGCGAGGACAUAUACCCGGUCAUCUUCAGCCCAUCCACCUGGGCCAAGAGCUUAAGCACCGCAUUCAAGCCCGAGGAUCUGCUCACGAGCGAAACGCUAAUCCGCGAGGAGCUCAUGGAGAAGCAAAAGGAGCGAGCUAUCCUCCUCGAGCAGCUCAACAUUUUCAAGGCAGCCGAGCAGGACGUCGAGGCGCUCGAGCGCAAGGUGGAGGAGGCGCGGACGAGUUUCUUGCAGACCCGCGACGCCAUGCUUGAGAACUACUCGGAUGCGGCCAUCAACGCCAUCGAGAUGUACUUCGAUGUGCAGGCACGCAAUUCCGACAAGGGCAAGGGCAUCACGGUGGCAGAGGAUGUCGAGCGCGGUGAUCUCAACGGCGCGCUCGAGGUCAUGAACCAGAAGCCCCUAACCACUGAGCAGUUUGCCAAGCUCAAGGACAUGCAGGCCAAGUGCAUCAAGAACCAGUCUGCCUUACAAAGUGCAUCCGAGGCGCUCGCAAGAGCAUCGCUAGCCGCUGCCAUGGGUCGCGCAUCCGACACCAAAACGGUCGUGGCCACCAUGCAAGAGCGAAUCACAUCUCUGACCAUCGACAUCAACUACAUCGUCAAGAUCCUUGAGUCCUCGGAAAACCCCCUUGGGGUUGACGUGCAUGUGCCCGACCCGGAUGCCACGGUUCCCGAGGGAUCCCCUGAGGGCACUACCGCUGCCACAACCAAGAUCCUGCCCAAGCCCACCAGCCUUCCCGCACGCGUCGUCCCGACUCAACCCGUCCUACCGCGGCAGGAGCAAUUCGCGUCGGUCUGGCAAGAAGUCGUGUGGAAACUAGACACGGCGACGACGUGGAAGAACUCGAUGGCCUCGGCCUUCCAAUCCCACAUGGAUUGGAGCGUGGAUUUCUUCUUUGGCUCGGCAUCGGGGAGCGAAGAUAAGCAAGAAUCCCACAAGUCAGCGUCGUCGCUCGCCUUGAGCAGCGAGAUCAGCCUUGGAUUCCGCGCCAUGAAGGUGGUCGUCGGCCGGCCGUGGUUCGAUGGGUCAGUCCUGCGCCGCACCGAGGACUACUACCGCACCCUGUCGACGCCCAUCAGCGCCAUGGAUCCCGACGCCGUUGUCAAGGCUCUCAACCCGGAAACCGGCGACCACAAUUUGGUAGCCAAGAAGCUCGGCCCAGCCUGGAAUUCCCUGCUACCUUCCUAUCCGACCGCUUUCAUCGUCGCGAAGGACAUCCACCUCGUCCUGCGCAGCAAUCAGGAUUGGGACUCGUCCCAAGUCGAUGAUUUACACCGCAGCAUGAGCGCGGGCGGCGGGUUCUUGUGCUUUAGCGUGUCCAAGUCCGAGAGCUCCGAGGAGCAUCGAACCGCCGCAGCUGUCGCUCAUCGGGGCGAGUACUUGUCCAUCCGUAUCCCGGCACCGCAGAUCAUCGGUUGGUGUCAGGAGCUGACGCCAAAGGAUGCCUCGCAAGCGGCCUACACACAGGUUAAGGACUCCAGCUUAGGAAGGGGUACGGAUCCAACACCGCUGCCUAACCCGCCCGGUCCGCCCAUUGGGGCCUAACCGCGUCCCGCAUGUGGCAGGUGUUGUCGAUCGUACCUCGAGAUAAAUAGGAAGCUGCCGUUGCGCGUUUUGUGCGAACAGCGCUCGUGGUGUGAGCUGAGCACGGAGGUGACACACGGGCUUGUCUGGAGCGCUGUUGAGACCUGGGGCAGAGUAAGGAAUGGGCUGGAUGAGAACAAGGAGCUGCAUAAGAGCAUUGAAGUACGGACUCUGGUAUUUAUGACACUCCAGUCGCCGCUGGCUAUGAGAAUCCCUCUGCAAUUCUGUGAAGAGGGGGAAGGAGGAAGGCCCGAAAGUUAACACCGGUACAGGAUAAGCAAGUUGCUUCGAUGAUAGGAAUACG
Parathielavia appendiculata is the source of this 2776-nucleotide messenger RNA. RefSeq lists its product as uncharacterized. The transcript is spliced from 2 exons. The record is from RefSeq and is a predicted model, not a curated record. The coding region runs from base 1 to 2433 and encodes 810 amino acids. NCBI's taxonomy places the organism in Eukaryota, Fungi, Ascomycota, Sordariomycetes, Sordariales, Chaetomiaceae.